AUUUUCGUCGUCGUCGUUGUCCCCACUCAGUUCAUUGAUUGACUCGGCCCAGGAGCAAAGGGUGUUUGCGUAACGUGAAGUUUCGGCGCAAAACUAGUGCUUUAUUGGUCACUUUCGUCCGACUGAUGCUGAGAAAGAUGAGCGCCAAGAAGGGACUGGAAUUUCUGCGUGCAGUUUCGAGCUACAUGACAAAAACCAAUGGCUACGACCGGUGUUUACAGCAGCUCAAAAUCGUCAGCGGCGGCGACGGCAAAUGCACGGCCGAGUUCAAAGUGGCCGAGGAACAGCUGAACCGAGCCGGCGGACUACACGGAGGCUUCACCGCCACCAUCGUGGACGUAGUCACCACCUAUGCCCUAAUGACCAAAGAAAACUGCCUUCCCGGCGUAUCGGUCGAUAUCCACGUGACGUACCUGAAGGGAGCCCGGGAGGGAGACGAGGUGGUCAUCGACGCCAACACAAUUCGGGCCGGUAAGAAUCUGGCCUUUCUGGAGUGCGAACUGCGCCACAAGCGCGACAACUCGAUCAUCGCCAGGGGUCAGCACACCAAGUAUAUCGGAACCGGCGGCGGAAAGGCGAAGGAAUAGGCUUUCUUUCGGGGGGUUUACCAUAGCCAUCUCACAAGGAAAAGUGGUCAGUCGAAAAGAGAGUAAAAGUGGUUACUGUUUUUAUUAAUUCAAUUCUGGUUUGUUGAAUGGUUUUUGGUUUUCAAUGUGAAGUACCGGAUCUUUUCUGGUAAAACUUGUUGAACGUACUACAUCAUAUACUGCUUAAAGUCUAAAUAGGGUAGAGUGUUUUUUUUUCUUCCGCGAUGACAAUUCCUCGACUCGUGCUUUUGGUUUAAUUUUUUUAUUGGUUGCGUCACGACUUAUGAGCUAAUUAGUUAUAAUUGAUUUUUUGGCUUUCUUUUGUUUAGUUUGAAAUUAGGUGAACAGUUUCUUUUCCUAGAGGGUUUGACGCUAUUCAUAGGAGAUUUGUAUAUUUUGAUUUCUUUCAUUAUGGCUAACGUUUGUAUUUGAUUUUACUUCAUUGAAUUAUCUUAACUGGGAUGAAAAUUUCCGAAUAUAGAUGUUGGUUCAGUAAUUGGAAGUAAAUUUUCGCUAUUUUGAUAUUUACAAAACUCACAACUUUACGUGUAUUGUGUUU
Messenger RNA from Aedes aegypti (yellow fever mosquito), 1146 nucleotides. Its product is annotated as acyl-coenzyme A thioesterase 13-like. The transcript is spliced from 2 exons. The record is from RefSeq and is a predicted model, not a curated record. Gene Ontology annotation, molecular function: fatty acyl-CoA hydrolase activity. Lineage: Eukaryota; Metazoa; Arthropoda; Insecta; Diptera; Culicidae. Bases 126 to 587 code for a protein of 153 amino acids.